Molecule: messenger RNA, 3482 nt
Organism: Mobula hypostoma (lesser devil ray)
Lineage: Eukaryota; Metazoa; Chordata; Chondrichthyes; Myliobatiformes; Myliobatidae
Product: NACHT, LRR and PYD domains-containing protein 3-like
Exons: 8
Coding region: 141-2600 (819 amino acids)
Cellular component (GO): cytoplasm
Source: RefSeq, a predicted model, not a curated record
CUGGGAGCUGGGGGACGGUUCGCUGUCUGCGGGGCAAAUAGAGCAAGUUCCCAUCGGUGAGUGUUGAGACCGGUCACCAGGGUGAACGAGACCGACAAUUUCCCAUCGAGCAGCAAAAGCGGGUCACACCUGUCCUCAAAAUGGGUCAAGGAGCGGGCAGGGGAGGAGUUCCAGUGACGUCAACAUCAGGAAAGGACACGGGUCCGGGCUCAGUGAUCUCCGAGCUCCUGGCAGGCUGUAACGAUUCCCAGCUGCUGCAGUUGACGGAUUUAUACUGGGACAGGCUGGAGCAGGCAAUGGAAGGAGGGGUGCACGGAGUGAGCCUGGCGUUAACGGCCAAGAAUCAGUUCAGUGGAGAGGAACAUCGGAAAAUCUCUGAUCUCGCUGAUAAGGGAGAGCGGGCGGACAGUUCUAAACUCCUCCUGAGCCUGGUGAUGGAGAAAGGCUCCCGCGCCCGGAGGGUGAUGUGGAAAACGUUUGUCAAAAUGCGGAUUGGUGUUCCAAAGUUUGACAAAAUACUGAAAGAAAUGCAGAUAUAUGGUUGUGAUCCCUCCCAUCGACCAAUUCCCGCUCAACUUUUACUAAAGGUUCUCAGUGAGCUGAAAGAUGUUCAGCAGAAACACAAGGAGACUCUGCGGGUACAAACUGAAUCACUGAGAGUCAACACGAUCCUGAUGAGGGAGAAGGUGAAGGUUUUCCAGCUGGUUGAUCGAUACGCUGAGCUCACGGUCAUUUCUACUGUUCGAGAUCGGAGACUGGUGGAACAUGAGCUGCUGGCAAGAGGCAGAGACCACGAGGAGUGGAGACAGAAACAUCUCCGUGGAGAGCUGGAAAAAAUCCGGACUGAUCAGUUAUUCCAGAGUAGCUUCUCCAGGAAUAAAUCCAAAUCUGGGAGUUCGGCAGCAGUGGCUGGAGUUCCAGGGAUCGGGAAAACAACAAUGGUACAAAAGAUUGUUUAUGAUUGGGCCAUGGGGAAAAUAUACCAACAAUUCCAGUUUGUCUUUAGUUUCAAAUUCCGGGAUUUAAACUCCAUUAACAACAGAAUAAACCUGAAGGAACUGAUUCUGGAUCAGUAUCCUUACUUUGGGAAUAUCCUGAGAGAGGUCUGGAAGAACCCAAAGGGUUUGCUGUUUAUAUUCGAUGGUUUAGAUGAAAUCAAUGACAAAAUAGAUUUUGCUGACAGUCGGACAGACACAGAACCUCGGUCCACAUGCACAGAUCCUGAAUUCAAGUGCAAGGUGUCUGACAUUGUGUACAGUUUAAUCCAGGGCAAGCUGCUCCCAGGGUGUUCAGUGCUGGUGACCACCCGUCCCACUGCGUUACAUUUAUUGGAAAAGGCUGAGAUCGGUGUCCGGGCUGAAAUCCUGGGAUUUGUUGGUGAGGAACGGAAGGAAUAUUUCAUCAGGUAUUUUGAAGAUCAGACGGUGGCAGCAGCUGUUUUUAAACACGUGAAGGAGAACGAGAUCCUGUACACCAUGAGCUACAACCCCUCCUACUGCUGGAUCCUCGCUCUGGCACUGGGCCCCUUCUUCACACAAAGAGUCAGGGACCCGCAGCGAGUUCCCAAGACCAUCACCCAACUGUACUCCUACUAUAUUUACAACAUCCUGAAAAACCACGGCCGUGAGAUUGAGAACCCCCGUGAUGUGUUACUCAGGGUUGGUCAGAUGGCCUUCAGAGGAGUCUCCGGGAGGAAGAUAGUGUUUACAGAUGGAGAUUUGAUCAAGUACAAUCUGCGGCCUUCCCAGUUCCUGUCCGGGUUCCUGAUGGAGCUUUUGGAGAGAGAGGAUUCUGCCCGGAGCGUGGUGUACACAUUCCCACACCUCACCAUCCAAGAGUUUGUAGCUGCAGUCGCACAAUUCCUGAAUCCACAUCCCGAGGAUAUUCUGACAUUCCUCACUGAAGUCCACAGCACGACAGAUGGGCGAUUUGAGGUAUUUCUCCGUUUUGUUGCUGGUCUCUCCAACCCAAUGACAGCUCGGGGCCUGGAGGAGUUUCUGGGUCCAUUUCCUCAUCAAACAACCUGCCGGGUGAUUGACUGGGUGAAGGAGGAGGUUAAACGCCAGAGUGGAAACACGAGGAGUGAAGCUGGUAAAAGGAGCCUCCUGAACACAUUGCACUAUCUGUUUGAGUCUCAGAAUCGUGGACUGGCUCAGGCCGCACUGGGGUCUGUGGAAACACUUUCAUUCAGUGAAAUGACACUGACCCCGAUUGACUGCGCGGUCCUGUCUCAUGUCAUCGGACUCUGUGAUACAAUAAAACACCUCGACCUGGGGAACUGCCACAAUCAGUGUGAAGGAAUCCAGCGGCUGGGACCCGGGCUGCACAAGUGCCAGGAGUUGAGGCUGUGGGGUGUCGGUCUCACAGAUUCUGGUGCCGAGGAUCUCGUCUCCGCUCUCAGUACAAACCCAUCACUGACGGAGCUGGACCUGGGAUUAAACUCACUGACAGACCGAUCUGUCCCCGCUCUCCGCCGCCUCAUACUGACCCUCCCGAGUCUGGAGCGGAUCUGGCUGGAGGACAAUCAGUUCAGUGAGACCGGGGGGAAGGAACUGAGAUCUCUGCAGGAACCCAGACCUGGACUGACAGUGGAUCUGUGACCAUCUGAAUGUGUGAACAUCCCCGCCCGCGGGAUGGGGACAUUUUGGCCGAUUCCCCACCCUCCCCUUUAACCACCCCCCCCCCACCUUCCCCUUACCUUUAAUGGCCACGCGCCAGGUUUAAUUCCCAACCGUUUUUAACGGAAUUGCCUCCAGUCUCUCGCGCUUGGUGUCAUUCGCUGGUCUCCCGUGGUGACGUAUUUCCGCCUCCUGUCCAGCGGCGCUGCUUCCGCCGGAUGUGCGGGUUCAGACCCCGGGGAAUGACACAGACAGGAAGAGCCCGGGGUCCGGGGCUCAGUCUGGGACACCGGGGUCCCGGGGUGGGAUUAUCCCGGGAGUACGUAAUGCUGGCUGGCCUGCUGCGUUCACCGGCAACUUUUACGUUUCAUGCCGGGGAAUUACACGGACAGGAAGAGCCUGAUGAUGGCGGGUUUUUUUCUGAGACACGGGUGACUCCUGACCGGCGUGGAUAACUUCACUCACAUCAUCUCUGAACUGAUUCCACAACCUACGGACUCACUUUCAAAGAAUCUACAACUCGUGUCAUUAUUAUUUAAUAUUUUAUUUGCACAAAUUUCCCUUCCUUUGCACGUUGCUUGUUGGUUAGUCUUUGUUUUUGUAUAGUUUUUCAUAAAUUCUGCAAAAAAGAUUGAUUGUCCUGUAAAUGACUGCAAUAAAAAGAAUCUCAGUGUAGUAUAUGGUGACAAAUAAGUACUUUGAUAAUAAACAACACGCAUCAAAGUUGCUGGUGAUCGCAGCAGGCCAGGCAGCAUCUCUAGGAAGAGGUACAGUCGAGACCCUUCAUCAGGACUAACUGAAGGAAGAGUUAGUAAGAGAUUUGAAAGUUGGAGGGGGAGGGGGAGAUCCAAAAUGAUACGAGAA